Messenger RNA from Echinococcus granulosus, 321 nucleotides. RefSeq lists its product as hypothetical. The record is from RefSeq and is a predicted model, not a curated record. Bases 1 to 321 code for a protein of 106 amino acids. The transcript is spliced from 2 exons. NCBI's taxonomy places the organism in Eukaryota, Metazoa, Platyhelminthes, Cestoda, Cyclophyllidea, Taeniidae.
AUGACAUUUCUGGAUGACUGCUACGACCAUGAGGAGGAAAGGUGGAACCCCGCAGCUACUUUGUACGAGCAGAAGAUUUUGAAUAUGUCGCUUUACAUGGAAAUCGGACAUGAGCGUGGUACUCUUGUUCAUGCGGGCUCAAAGUUCACCGAGAGGGCAUACCUGCUAACUUAUCCAUGGGAGGACGCCACAACACAGGUUGAGAUGUCUCACCUCAUAUUCGGCCGCAUCCUCACCCUCAUUUUUCCCUACUGUGCUCCACUGACUCGCAUGCCACAUCUAGCCAAGUUCUGGGUGAUUGUCCACUUUCCUUGGCAGUAG